CCAGACUCCGGCGGGAGUGGCUCCGUCGGGCUCCAUCGGACUCGACGAUGCUGUAGUGACCGCCGUUGUCUUGUCGAAUUUACAUAUGACAGGCUUUGACGAGGAUAUAGGGUGCAAGGUUCCUUCUCUUCCUGUAUUAUGGCAUGCUUUGGUAUCCAAGGGCAAUGUUUGACGGCCCGGAAGCCGGCGGCCCUGUUUCUUCCGUUUCUGGCUUCUAUUCCCCAUGUCUGCGACUGCUUAACACGGUUCUCUAAGCCUUUGGACACGGCAUUUGCGGUCCGAGACACUUUGCUUGCCGCACUCACGAAUCUUUCUUUGGAGUCAUUCUUUUCGACUAUCCUGUACCUUGUCACAGCGGUCUGUCAAUGGUGUGGUGUUUGCUCGUGUGCACCACCGCACCAUCUACCUGUCAUGAUUGAACGCAAUGGCCGCGAGGGCCGACAUGAGGCAUAUUUAGGCGUAGGCGCAACGUAGGUGUACGUAGGCGUAGUCAGCGCUGUGAAUUGAUGUGGUAUUCUCACUCUGCCUAGACU
Molecule: messenger RNA, 533 nt
Organism: Aplosporella prunicola CBS 121167
Lineage: Eukaryota; Fungi; Ascomycota; Dothideomycetes; Botryosphaeriales; Aplosporellaceae
Exons: 1
Coding region: 139-474 (111 amino acids)
Source: RefSeq, a predicted model, not a curated record